AUGCGGUGUCGCCAACCAACACCAAGCUCUUCCGACGACAGCGAUGGGUCUGACAUCGAGAGCUGCUUCGAUGCAGAUAAGCAAGAGGAGACCGACGCCGAUACCGAGCCAACGGACGUUGAUACCGAUGUCGACGGAGACGACAAGGUAGAUCUGCCAGAUCUCGAGUCGAUAGACAUUGAUACCGAUAUCGACGGGUGUGACGAGACGGAUCUAGCGUGGAUUACUAGAGAGGACAAUACCUACCCGCCAGAGAUCCUGCCUAAAUAA
Molecule: messenger RNA, 270 nt
Organism: Lachnellula hyalina
Lineage: Eukaryota; Fungi; Ascomycota; Leotiomycetes; Helotiales; Lachnaceae
Exons: 2
Coding region: 1-270 (89 amino acids)
Source: RefSeq, a predicted model, not a curated record